Molecule: messenger RNA, 345 nt
Organism: Zasmidium cellare ATCC 36951
Lineage: Eukaryota; Fungi; Ascomycota; Dothideomycetes; Mycosphaerellales; Mycosphaerellaceae
Exons: 1
Coding region: 1-345 (114 amino acids)
Source: RefSeq, a predicted model, not a curated record
AUGCAGACGGUAAGUGUCGGCGCUGUGACGGCCUUCACGUCCUCCGAGGAGAUGGACAUCGCUGACGGCAGCAAGGAACCACGCGCGAUCACGGCAGAGAUCCUGCCUCUCUACGAGCCAUCCACGCUCUCGCGCACCUCACCCACCAGCCUGCCGGAGUUGGAGCGUGUCUCAGCAGCCGCCCACCCUUGUCAGACCUCCAAAGCAACGUCUCGUCACCACAGUCUGUUCGAGCCAGUUCGAGAGACAUCAAAGAGGAGGAAGAUAGCGCAGGGGGCGAGCGAUGCUUGGAGGGCUGUCAAGAGGGCGGCGCUGAGGGUGAGGGAGGCCACGAGACGACGUUGA